Messenger RNA from Aplosporella prunicola CBS 121167, 1395 nucleotides. RefSeq lists its product as uncharacterized. The record is from RefSeq and is a predicted model, not a curated record. The transcript is spliced from 2 exons. The coding region runs from base 1 to 1395 and encodes 464 amino acids. Lineage: Eukaryota; Fungi; Ascomycota; Dothideomycetes; Botryosphaeriales; Aplosporellaceae.
AUGACUACCGCCGUCGCUGCGCCGCCCGUCACCGCGCCGCUUGCGCCGCCCUCGAUCGAGCAGCCCACCGCCCACUCAUCGAGAUACGCCCCAAUCGCUCCCUCCAACGGAGCAACUCCCUCGGCCAAGUCGUCGAGGUCGUCGCCCAACCACGGCUCCCCCACCUCUAGCAAUGGUUCCGCACACAGGCAAAUGCCCGAGAGCAAGCGCUCUCCCACUUCGACAAGAAACUCGCACGCACCCAAGAUCGUCGUAAAGAAAGAGCCCACGUCGCCGGAGAUGCCCACGGCCUCGCGGCAUCGCCCUCGCCGCCUCGAUCUGUCCAACAACAACAUGUACGCCGGCUCGGGCGCCCUCAGCGCGCGGCCCUCGGGCUCCCUCACCGCCAAGGACAGCGCCGGCCUCGGCAUGCAGGACGUCGGCCUGGCGUGCCUGUCGCCCGGCUUCCACACCCAGGACCCCACGAUGCGCGAGCAGCUGCAGAGGAGCAUCGACGUGCGGGACAGACAGAGGCAGAUCAUCGAGGCCCGCCAGAAGGGCGGCAAGCCCACCAACAUCACCCUCGACAACGUCGACAGCGUCAGGCACGUCGACGUGACCGUGAACCCGUUCCGCAACGCCAAGGGCCCCGCUACGUCGAGAAGGAAGGGCCCGCCCCCGGGUCUCUCGAUCGCCCCUCCCUCGGCCCAGCAAUUCGCCAACGAGCGCGUCAUCCAAUCCGCUCCCCUCAACCAGUCCUUCACCGGCAUGCGCGGCUCACAAUUCCAGAACCUCUCCCGCCAAGUCGCAAACCAGCCCUCGAACCUCUCGCAGAGCUCGCACAUCCACCACGUCCCGGCCAACCAGACCAACAACCGCCUUCCCCCCAUCUCGGACGUCUUUGCCGGCGAGUCGCUCGCCGCGCCUCCCCGCGAGCCCCAGCGCACCAACACCAGCCCCGGCCACUCUUCUCACUCCAACCAGCAGCAGCCUCUUCCCUCUCCCAGCUUCCCUCCCAGCGCACCGCCCCAGCAGACCUUUGCCGCCAGGCCCCGCGAGUACAAGUCGGCCGAGGAGGCCGUCCAGUCAAUGUCUGGCGGUCGCGAAGACCUGCUUCCCCGCAUCGUCCACUACGGCGGCCACCAGCCCCCCACGCCGCCUUCGCCCAUGCCGCCUCGGGACCACAAGGGCCAGACGCUGCAGGCUGGCAUCAACCCGGAGCUCCGCAGCGGCAGCUCCCGCCGCCGGACACGCGAAGAGUACGAGCGUGACAUGGGCACGCCGCCGCUCGGUCGCCAGGAGGCCAAGCGGAGCGGUCCCUUUGGCGAGGGCCGCGACAGCCCGGAGACGCAGCGGAGAAAGAAGGAAGAGUUCAUUGCGCUGUGCGCGCGGGCCUGGGACCUCUUCCACUCGUAA